Lathyrus oleraceus (garden pea) is the source of this 1179-nucleotide messenger RNA. Its product is annotated as phosphoenolpyruvate carboxylase kinase 1. Gene Ontology annotation, molecular function: ATP binding; protein kinase activity. The transcript has 2 exons. The record is from RefSeq and is a predicted model, not a curated record. The coding region runs from base 61 to 885 and encodes 274 amino acids. Lineage: Eukaryota; Viridiplantae; Streptophyta; Magnoliopsida; Fabales; Fabaceae. Gene Ontology annotation, biological process: protein phosphorylation.
UAACCUUAACUUCGAACAACUCAUAACUCCAAAAUCAAAAUCAAUAGAAAAAGUGUUGAAAUGUGCGAAACCCUAAAAACCAACUACCAACUCAGCGACGAGAUCGGACGUGGGCGUUUCGGCACCAUUUACCGGUGCUUCCACCCUAGCUCCGCCGUACCUCAAGCCUGCAAAGUCAUCGACAAAUCUCUCCUCUCCGAUUCCACCGAUCGUGAGUGUCUUCAAAACGAACCGAAAUUCCUCUCUCUCCUUUCACCUCACCCUAACAUCCUUCAAAUCUACGACGUUUUCGAAAACGACGAUUUCUUAUCCAUCGUUUUAGAGCUUUGUCAGCCUCUCACUCUCCUCGAUCGCAUCGUUUCGAAUCCUUUCACCGAACAACAGGCGGCGUCUCUCAUCAAAAAGCUUCUCGAAGCCGUUGUUCACUGCCACCGUCUCGGUGUAGCGCACCGUGACAUCAAGCCGGAUAACAUUCUCUUUGAUUCUAACGAUAAUCUAAAAUUAGCUGAUUUUGGUUCGGCGGAAUGGUUCGGCGACGGCAGAACCAUGAGCGGUGUUGUUGGAACGCCGUAUUACGUGGCGCCGGAGGUUCUUUUAGGAAGAGAUUACACAGAGAAAGUUGAUGUGUGGAGUGUUGGUGUGUUACUGUACAUAAUGUUGAGCGGGAUUCCUCCUUUUUACGGAGAUUCCGCGACUGAAAUUUUUGAAGCUGUUAUUAGAGCGAAUCUGAGGUUUCCGUCUAGAAUCUUCCGUUCCGUUUCAUCCUCUGCCAAGGAUCUGUUGAGAAAAAUGAUUUGUAGAGAUGCUUCCAAAAGAUUUUCUGCAGAACAAGCCUUGAGACACCCUUGGAUAGUGAGUGGAGGAGAAACAACUAAUCAGGAUUGAAAAACGAGAUAGAAGCUGUAAAAAGUGUGGCUACCGGAGGCAGAGGAAACAGAGCACGUUCGUGUAGAUUCCGAUGAUGCGAUGCGAGUAGUUUUUUUUGUUGUUGAAAAAGAUGAGUUUAGUUUUGUUAAGAGUAAAUGGAAAAGGAAAAAUAAAUUUAGGAGGUAGAUAGAAGUACUAUAAGGAAGGAACUCUUUUUUCGGAGUUUGUAGAUCUGGUUUUUGUAUAAUACUACUACGGUGUAUCCAUAGUUUUGAAUGUUUAGUUCUUUUUUAAUAUUUUGAAUUUUGUUUA